This is a messenger RNA of Hevea brasiliensis (rubber tree), 664 nucleotides long. RefSeq names its product transcription factor HHO5-like. Gene Ontology annotation, molecular function: DNA-binding transcription factor activity. Gene Ontology annotation, biological process: regulation of DNA-templated transcription. NCBI's taxonomy places the organism in Eukaryota, Viridiplantae, Streptophyta, Magnoliopsida, Malpighiales, Euphorbiaceae. The record is from RefSeq and is a predicted model, not a curated record. The coding region runs from base 125 to 643 and encodes 172 amino acids. The transcript is spliced from 2 exons.
CCUGGAUUCGAUCCUUUCACCUCUCUUUUCACUCUAUAUAAGUCCAAGCAGAAAUUCUCCACCUCUGUCCAUAGUGUUCAAACUUUUGCAGACACAAAGAAGAAUAGGACUUUUUGAAGAGAAAAUGGGUUCUUCUCUAGAGCUGAGUUUGAGUCUAAAACCCUCUCAUUGUGGCCCCAAAACGAUAGCUAACUUAUUGAAAGAUGUAUCCAAGAUUGGUAACUUGUCAGAUAGGUUGACGGUGUUGAAUGAUUAUCUUCACAAGCAUCAGGCAGAAUUGUAUAGGAUUCAGGCCUUUAAACAUCAACUUCCUCAGUGCAUACUUCUCCUGAAGGAUGCCGUUGAAAGAUUGAAGGAGGAGGUCAUGAAAAUAAAAAGGAACAUAAGGUUUGGGGCCAGUGAGCCUCUAAUGGAGUUUUCGUCAACGGAGAGAACCUACAAAAACAUGCGGAGGGAUACCUUUGAUAAGUAUUGCAGAGAAGAGAAAAAUGACUUUAUGAGCUCUUCUUCUCAGAUUUAUGAGCUUAAUCAUUGUGACAAGAAGCAGAAACCAAUACUGGACUCUUGUCCUUUCCAGGUACAACCCUUAAGCACCAAAAUUUUGUUGCAACUUUGGAUAUUUAGUGAAAUAAAAGCAAAUUAAAUUGUUUACAAAAUCUUUUUA